AAAAGUAGCAAGAUCUACAAAGGAAAACGAAAUUCACCAACAUUUUGAAAAGGCAAACAAGAAACAAUCAGUAAAAAAUUUUAAAAUUUUUAAAUUUAACAGAAAAAAAAAGAAUUACAAUUGGGAAAAUAUCCAUGCAGAAACAAUAGGAAAGGAAUGUGUGCGUAAUGGACUGAUGCAUCGUGUAAUAUGUGUGCUAUGCAGCUUGGUGUCAACAAUAGCCCGACAAUGCACACAAUACAUUGCAUAUGCACUGUUCUGCUCGCCGCCGACUCACCACCACCCCAUCCGUUCACCACUGGUCUACUCCCCUAUCCUGCGAUACUGCCAGGGCAGCAUGCCCACGCUUGGGCGCGCAGUCUGGUUUGCCAUUCUUUGACUUCUCCCGGCGAUGCGCCGCAUCCAGCUGGUAUACCGCUACUGCGGCUGCCAGAGGGUAGACCAGGGGUGCGGACAGGAAAUCCGAUCUUCACCCCCUCUCCCGAUUUGGGGGCCGGCCGCGCUGGGAAAACGUUUCCAUGCAUAACUUGCGCGCUGCUGAUGGUUUAGACCGUGUGCAUGCACAUGCACAUGCAUGCUGCUAAAUAGGAAUUGUAGGUGAAAACAGCCCGAACAAUAAACUAAGUGCAGGCUUGUGUCAUGAACCACAAAACUAUAAUAAAA
Molecule: messenger RNA, 663 nt
Organism: Hyphopichia burtonii NRRL Y-1933
Lineage: Eukaryota; Fungi; Ascomycota; Pichiomycetes; Serinales; Debaryomycetaceae
Exons: 1
Coding region: 190-549 (119 amino acids)
Source: RefSeq, a predicted model, not a curated record